Messenger RNA from Tetrahymena thermophila SB210, 2139 nucleotides. RefSeq names its product metalloprotease m41 ftsh protein, putative. Gene Ontology annotation, cellular component: chloroplast thylakoid. Lineage: Eukaryota; Ciliophora; Oligohymenophorea; Hymenostomatida; Tetrahymenidae. Gene Ontology annotation, biological process: proteolysis. The transcript is spliced from 16 exons. Gene Ontology annotation, molecular function: ATP-dependent peptidase activity; metalloendopeptidase activity; ATP binding. The record is from RefSeq and is a predicted model, not a curated record.
AUGUGGAGAAUGGGCUAAAAACCAUAUUCUAAAUUCUUUAUGAUGGGAUAAAGAGAUAACUUUUAAGUUUUGCAAAGCGAAAUAUCCAAAUAAAUAAAAUAUAUACCUCAACCAGUUUUAGAUCAAUAGUUAAUAGAGUAAUAUAAAUAUGCGGAUUCUAAUUUGCUAUUAAAAGCUAUUUCAGCUUAAAAACUGCUUUAUUUGCAAAAGAAAUUCUAUUAAAAUACAUCCUAUACAACCUUAUAUCCAUAUUUAAGAGAGCUAAAUAGAUAGUAAAAACAAGCAGAGAUCCUCCAAUUAACAUAGAAUUUAGAUAAAAAAUUUAAAUUUAGUACUGAUAUUGAUAAAGAUAAAGUAAACGCAUAAAUUGUUUAUGCAAGAACUUGCUUCGAGUUAAAAAAUGGUCCUAUGCAGUUAGUCCCCCAAAUAUAAAGCAAAAGUUUCACUUAGAGGAUCUUUAACUAUUUAUUAUAUAUUUAUAUUUUUUACCUCCUGUUUGGUAACUUUACUAUAUAAGCUGAUUUUUCAAGUGAUGAAUCCUCCUAAUCAUCUGAAGAAUAGUCCUUCUUUUCUAAAAUUUGGGAGUACAUUGUUGGAAGCGAUAAAGGUAUAAAUAAUUAGCAAAUUACUAUUUAAAAUAAGAAUUUUAUUAUGCACUUAAACACAAUAGAUAAUAACAAAAAUAAGAACAACGAAAAUAACAAUAAGAAUAGUAAGUAAGAAGCAUAAGGAAAUGAUAAUAAAUAAAACUAAAAUGCACCAAAAUCUAACAAUUUACUCAAUAGAUUCUUUAAUAGAGGAGUUGAAAUUUAAGAAGAAAAAAAUAUUAAAACAAGAUUCUCUGAUGUUUUGGGCAUCGAUGAAUUCAAAGAAGAACUCAUAGAGCUUGUUGAUUAUUUGAAAAAUCCUCAAAAGUAUCAUGAAGCAGGUGCAAAGCUUCCAAAAGGUAUCUUAUUGGUAGGACCUCCCGGAACUGGUAAAACUUUACUUGCAAGAGCUUUGGCUGGAGAAGCAGGAUGUUCAUUCUUCUAUAAGAGUGGUUCUGAAUUCGAUGAAAUGUUUGUCGGUGUUGGUGCCUCAAGAGUCAGAGAACUCUUUAAAAAGGCAAGAGAAAAAGCUCCUUCAAUUAUAUUUAUCGAUGAAAUCGAUUCAGUUGCAGGCAGUAGAAGAAGUACAGAUCCAUCAAAUUCUAGAGAUACAGUUAAUUAAAUUUUAGCAGAAAUGGAUGGUUUCAAAUAAACAGACAAUGUUAUAGUUAUUGGAGCCACUAACUUUGAAUAAGCCAUUGAUCCAGCUAUCAAAAGACCUGGAAGAUUUGAUAAGUUAAUUCACGUACCUCUCCCCGAUAUACGUGGCAGAGAACAGCUCUUUGAAUACUAUUUGAAAAAUAUAAAAUAUGAUCCUGAUGUAAAAGCAAAAGAGUUAGCUAGAUAAACAAGUGGAUUUUCUGGUGCAGAUAUUUCAAACAUGGUUAACAUCUCUAUCUUAAAUUCCAUUAAGAAUAAUAGAACAAUAGCUAAUUUGAAAGAUUUUGACUUUGCUUUAGAUAGAAUAGCUAUGGGUAUAGGAAGAAAGAAUAUGUUUAUUACAGAAGAAGAUAAAAGAACUACAGCCAUCCACGAAGGUGGACAUACUAUUGCUGCAUUGCUAACUGAUGGUGCUACUCCUCUCCAUAAAGUUACUAUUUUACCAAGAGGUGGUGCCUUAGGUUUUACAUCUAUGAUUCCAGAAACUGAUAAAUUAAAUCACACAAAGAAAUCUAUGAUUGCAAUGAUUGAUGUAGCUAUGGGAGGAAGAGCUGCUGAAGAUAUUUUUAUUGGCAAUGAUUAAAUUACUACAGGAUGCAGCAGUGAUUUAUCUAAAGCUACUGAAAUAGCCUAUUAAUAUGUAAAAAAUUUAGGUAUGAAUGAAGAGUUAACACUUAUAUCUGCCAGCAAUAAAAUUUAAACCUCUGAUACUUAUAAUUACCAAAUUGACUUAGAAGUUUAAAAAUUAUUAAAGGAGUCAUAUGAUAGAGUUAAAAAGCUUUUAAAAUCAAAUGAAAAAGGAUUAUGGAACCUUGUAGACUCAUUAGUAAAGAAUGAAACACUUACAGCUGAAUAAAUCAAAGAAAUUGUUUUAUAAGGAAAAAAAAUUUGA